CGCCCUCGAGUGAAGGGAAACCAUCGCCGCCGCCGGGCGCCAUGAGACUUGACAUCAUGUACUCUUGCCUGCCGGCCUCCCCGAUAUCCGCCGCCGCAUUCCUCUCCGCCGCCAUCUCCGACGAAGACGGCGUUGAGGACCGCAUCAGCGCCCUCCCCAACGGCCUCCUGCGCGACGUCGUCUCCCGCCUCCCCGUCAAGGACGCCGCCCGCACCAACGCGCUCUGCCGGCGCUGGCGCGGCCUUUGGCGCGCCAUCCCACUCGUCCUCGAUGACGCCCACCUCAUCACGGAAGGCCCCGGCGUCGACUGGCGCGCCCCCGCCGCCGCGGCGGUCUCCCGCGUCCUCGCUUCCCACCCGGGCCCCUUCCGCUGCGUCCGCCUCCUCAGCAACCUCAUCGACGAGUCCAACAAGGAAUGCCUCGCGGAGUGGCUCCGCCUCCUCGCCGACAAGGGCGUGGAGGACCUCACCCUCGUCAACCGCCCCUGGGGCUUCGGCGUGCCCGCGCGGCUUCCCCCGUCCCUCCUCUCCUGCGGCGCCUCGCUCCGCCGCCUCUACCUCGGCGUCUGGUUCUUCCCUUUCACCACCGGCCUCCCCCGCAGCCCCGACGUUUUCCCUCACCUCCGGGAGCUCGGCAUCUGUCACGGCAUCAUGCAGGAGUCCGACCUGGAGUACCUGCUCGCUUGCAGCCCCAGGCUGGAGACCUUUGCGCUCAUCACCAACUACUGCUUGCCCGACCGCGUCCGCAUCGGCAGCCACAGCCUCCGUUGCGUGCUGCUCUGGCAUUCCAUGGCGGACGAGGUCGCCGCCAUUGCCGCCCCGCACCUGCAUCGCCUCAUCGUCUACUGCACGCACCCCACUGAGGCUGGAAGGGCCUUCAAGGUCAAGAUAGGCUAUGCUCCUCAGCUCGCCGUGCUCGGCUACUUGGACACCACCCACGUGCUUGAGAUUGACAACACCAUCAUCAAGGCUGGGGUGACAAAAGUUAGCCCAGAUGCAGUGGUUCCAAGCAUCAAGGUGUUAGCUCUGAAGGUGCGCUUCAGAGUCGCGGAGGAAGUGAGAACUUUGCUGAGUUUCUUGAGAUGCUUCCCUGAAGUAGAGACCUUACACGUUAUGGCUUCCGACAAUCACACUGACCACUAUGAUGACCCGGGUGAAGUCAAGGCCAGGGACAAGCUCAAUUCCACGUUCUGGCAGGGGGUUGGUCCGAUCAAAUGCGUGCAGUCACGUGUCAAGAAGGUGGUGUUUGAUCAGUUCUGCGGGGGCACAAACCAGGUUGGGUUUCUGAAGAUGGUUCUUGGGAGAGCGGUGUUUCUGCAGAAGGUGAUAGUCCUGCUCGCUGACCCGGAUCCUAUCAUGGUGAGUGAGGCCACGCGCAAACUGAACCCGUUGGCUUCCAAGAGGAUGUGGGCCAAUAAGACCUUGCGCAAAAUUUCCUUGGAGGUUCGUGGGCGCCAAUCAGGUCCUAUUUGGGGGUACAACCAAGCAUCUGAUCUUUCUAUCAGCGACCCAUUUAUUUCUUAAGGCGCUGAUAGAGUGUUCGUUAGCAGCUAGAGCAUCGUUGUUUUAGAGCAUUGCCGUUUGAACGAGUCAUUUCUUGUGAAACGAAGUGAUGUAGCACUAGUCUGUAGCUUUUUUUUGUUUAGUGUUGGAGAUUUGGAGUUAAGCAACAGAAGGUUGUGCGAAAGACUUCUCAUGACUUCACUAUGUAGUUACCUGUGUCUGCAUGCAAUGUGAUUUACCUAGCUUUUACUUGCUCA
Molecule: messenger RNA, 1759 nt
Organism: Lolium perenne
Lineage: Eukaryota; Viridiplantae; Streptophyta; Magnoliopsida; Poales; Poaceae
Product: FBD-associated F-box protein At5g60610
Molecular function (GO): protein binding
Source: RefSeq, a predicted model, not a curated record